CGUAGUUCCUAGAAGUUUGUCUCCAUUCCAACAAACUGAGAUCUCAGGCUGUUGCUCCUUACCCCGAGAAACACCAGCAUAAAAAAACUCAGCUUCAUCAUGGUGCAGAAAGUCGCAGUGAUCGGGGCCGGCCCCUCUGGUCUCACCAGCAUAAAGGCUUGUCUGGAUGAGGGCAUGGAGCCAACCUGCUUUGAAAGCAGCGACGACAUGGGGGGGCUCUGGAGGUUCAAGGAAGUCUCUGAGCCAAACAGGGCUAGCAUCUAUCGCUCUUUAACCAUCAAUAUCUGGAAGGAGAUGAUGUGCUACAGCGACUUCCCCAUCCCUGCUGAUUAUCCCAACUACAUGCACCACUCUAAAAUCCUGAAGUACUUCAGGAUGUACGCAGAUCACUUUAAACUACUGCAGCACAUCCGCUUCCAGACGUCAGUGAAAAAAGUCACAAAGAGACCAGACUUUCCUCGCACCGGUCAGUGGGAGGUGGUGACGGAGAACAAAGACGGAUUAGAGGAGAGGUCAUUACACCUACCCUAA
Molecule: messenger RNA, 531 nt
Organism: Cyprinodon variegatus (sheepshead minnow)
Lineage: Eukaryota; Metazoa; Chordata; Actinopteri; Cyprinodontiformes; Cyprinodontidae
Product: dimethylaniline monooxygenase [N-oxide-forming] 4-like
Exons: 4
Coding region: 100-531 (143 amino acids)
Molecular function (GO): flavin adenine dinucleotide binding; NADP binding; N,N-dimethylaniline monooxygenase activity
Source: RefSeq, a predicted model, not a curated record